AUGGACGACAAUCCACGUGACAAAAGGCUGACUCACCUAAAGAUGUUCGCAACGCAGCAACCAGCUGAAGGCUCGGAGAGAAUGAAGGAGUUAAACGAAGCCCUGCGCGCGGAAUCCAUCCGGGAGUCAACCCGGAAGCAGUACGAGACGCCUAAUAAGUACUAUGAAGAGAUCUGUGGGCGUCCAGUGAACGGUGAGAGGUUGCAGACUUUCAUCCGGGCUUUACUGUCGUUCGACGAUCCCCAACUGACUUAUGAAACCAUAUGCAAGUAUGUUUCGGGAGUCCAGACUUUCAGCCAGAUUCGCGGUGAAGCUAAGCUAACAGAAACCGAACGUCAGCACGUCAAACGUGCGCUCGAUGCUGUGAAAAGGAUACGUGAGGGUCAGGGGAGGAAGAGAAAGCAAGCUCCG
Molecule: messenger RNA, 411 nt
Organism: Perkinsus marinus ATCC 50983
Lineage: Eukaryota; Perkinsozoa; Perkinsida; Perkinsidae
Exons: 1
Source: RefSeq, a predicted model, not a curated record